Molecule: messenger RNA, 716 nt
Organism: Neofelis nebulosa (Clouded leopard)
Lineage: Eukaryota; Metazoa; Chordata; Mammalia; Carnivora; Felidae
Product: keratin-associated protein 6-3
Exons: 1
Coding region: 123-401 (92 amino acids)
Biological process (GO): keratinization
Source: RefSeq, a predicted model, not a curated record
ACUUGUGUGGUGGGUCCCACUCACACUGAGGGCAUAUAAAAGGCCCUCUGCAGGGGAAUUUUCCACAGUGAAGUGACACUUCUCGCCUUCUCUACCCAAGCACAACCUCAACAGCCAACACCAUGUGUGGAAGCUACUAUGGAAACUCUUAUGGAGGCUGCAGCUAUGGAGGCUGUGGCUACAGAGGCUGUGGCUAUGGAGGCUGUGGCUACAGAGGCUGUGGCUAUGGAGGCUGUGGCUACGGAGGCCUGGGCUGUGGCUAUGGCUCCUGCUAUGGCUGUGGCUUCCGCAGACUAGGCUGUGGCUAUGGCUGUGGCUACGGGUAUGGCUCCCGCUCUCUCUGUGGCUGCGGCUAUGGAUGCGGCUCUGGCUACGGCUGUGGCUUUGGCUACUACUAUUGAGGACACCAUGGGAGACUUUUAUCACCUGCACAUGUAACUUCAUGAUUCACCAGCCUUGAUUCCCAUGCCCUUGUGUUCCCACACUAGAUUGGGAUAAUUCUGAUGUGAUUUGCAGAUUACCUACAGUCUGGCGGCUCCUGUCUGGAUCUGAAACCCUUAGUUGUUUAUUCCCAACCUUUGCUUCCUAAAAAGGGAGAAUGUGGUUUUCAUCCUGUGAACCCACUUUAUCUUCUUACCGAUCACUGAUCCUACCUUGAUAAUUCUCAUGCAUGUUUCCCAGUGAUCUUAAUAAAUUUGGCUAAUCUGAAAUAGAAA